Messenger RNA from Cylindrotheca closterium, 2523 nucleotides. The record is from the annotation of a GenBank genome assembly. NCBI's taxonomy places the organism in Eukaryota, Bacillariophyta, Bacillariophyceae, Bacillariales, Bacillariaceae.
AUGGGUAUCUUCCGUUUUACUGAAGAGACAACGACGGCCACCUACGAGUUUGAGAGGAUGACUUGGGAUGAAAUGGACGAAAUUUUUUGGACAGAAGAGGAGGUUGGUGAUUUUCGUAACUUUGCCUUCAUGGUUGAUUGUGAACUCGAGGAAGAAGAUUGGAGUGGCCCAGAUGUGGAACCACUUCCAUGGAAUAAGGAGAUUGAUGAAAAGAAGUUUGAGAAAUUUGAAUCGAAUCUUAACGAACUCAAAGCCAAGAGAAAGCGUGAAAUGGAGUCUUUUGCAGCCUCUGGCAACCUUCCAAGUGCACAUGUGAAACCAGAGUAUUACGCACUGGAGGAUAUCGAGAACCACCCAGUGAAAGCGCCACCGGGGGAAGCACCUCCCACCAAAAAGACCAAGAUGGACGAGGAGGAUGUAAAGGAGGAAGAAAUAGAAACCUCCAAUCAAACACAAGAGGAACCCGUCGCUGAAGAAUCCCUUGAAGCGCAACCUCAACCUCAACCUGAUUCUGAAGAAUCUGAACCUGAACCUGAACCUGAGGAGCCCACGAUCGAAGAAGAACCUGUGGCUGAAGAGGAACCCAAGGGCGAAGAAGAACCAUCAGAGGUAGCAGAGGAACCAUCCGACGUAGCAGAAGAAGAACCAUCAGAGGCAGCAGAAGAAGCGUCAUCUGUUAACCUAGAAGAGGCCGUGGCAGAAUCGGAUCCACCAGCCAAACCACAACCCAAAGUAGAAGAAGCAGUUGUUGAUAAGAAACCCGAAAAGAAAAAGUCGAAGAAGAAAAAAGACAAGACUGAGAAAGAGCAAGUACAAGUCUCUGAAGCGACUGAAGAGGAAGCCAAGAAGAAGAAAAAGUCGAAGAAGAAGAAAGACAAGACUGAGGAAGAGAAGGAACAAGUCGUCGAAGCAACUGAGGAGGAGGCUAAGAAGAAGAAGUCGAAGAAGAAAAAAGCCAAGACUGAGGAAGAGAAAGAACAAGUCUCCAAGCCUAAGCAGGCAGGAAAAUCCGAAAAGAAGAAGACGAAGAAGAAAAAAACAAAGACUGAAGAAGAGAAGGAACAAGUAUCCAAAACGAUUGAGGCCGAGACCAAGCCCGAAAUAUUGGAAGAAGAGAUCCAACCAAAACUAGAGCCAGAGACAAAGGCCGAGGAAGAGCAAGCUGAAAUAGCUGAACCUGCCAAAGAUGAAAUCGAAAAGCCCAAUCCGGAAAUAUUGGAAGAAGAGACCCAACCAGGAACAGAACCCGAAACAAUGGUGGAAGAAAAACAAGCAGAAACGGCUGAAUCUUCCACAGAUGAAUUCACCGUAGUUACCGAAUCAUCCGAAGCAGAGUCAGAAACCGAGUCGGAACUAAAUUCGUCGGAGCGAAGUACCAGCAAACGUGAAAGUGGUAUGAAAAAAUCCAGGUUGGGGCGCUUUGCCGGUAAAACGGCUGGAGCUGUCGUUGGCACAGUGAAAGGAGGCGCCAAAGCAGGGGUCAAAGUGACCACGAGUACGGCCAAAUUCGGAGCCAAAACUUUCCAAAGUGGUGCCAAAAUGGGUGUCGGGGCAGUGAAAGGGGGCGUCAGCACAGUGAAAGCGGGCGCCGAUGCCGUUGGUGUCACCACGGUAGUCAGCGCAGGAGCCAAAACUUUCCAAAGUGGUGCCAAAAUGGGUGUCAAAACAGUGAAAUCGGGCGCCGAUGCUGUUGGUGUUACCACGGUCGUCAACGCUGGUACCAAUGCUGUCAAAGCGGGCGCCAAAGUAGGUACCAGUGCUGUGCAAUCGGGCGUCAAGGUGGUCGGUGCUGGGGCCGAUGCUUUCGCUAAUACUACGAUCGUCAAAGCUGGUACCAGUGGUAUCAAAGCGGGCGCCGAUGCUGUUGGUGUUACCACUGUCGUCAAAGCUGGUACCAGUGCUGUCAAAGCUGGUACCACUGCUUUCGUAGCGGGCGCGACUUACGUCACUGGGAUGCUCAUCCCCAAGAGAAAAAUCAUGGUUACGAAUGAUACCACAGGCUCGGAGAAUAAAGUAAAGAAGUUGGUUCGGCCUCCAAGGGCUCAAAGGGCGCCCCAACAAGAAUAUCAACCGAUUGAAGAGGAACCUCCGGAAGCGGAAUCAAACGCAGGAGAUCCAGAAGCUGCUCCUAUAGCCGAGAAUGUUGAAGCUGAAAAGACUGAAGAGGCUCCCCCGAAACCAGAAUCAAACGCAGAAGGUCAAGAAGAUGGAGGAAGCAAAAGGAUUGAAACUGAAAAUGUCGAAGAGGCGCCUCCCAAACCAGAAUCAAACACAGAAGGCCAAGAAGACGCAGGAGCUGAAAAGAUUGAAGAGGCACCUGCAUCACCUUCGAAACCUCCUAAGUCUCCAAAAUCUCCGGGGCGAUCGGGGCGAUCAAAAUCUCCUGCUCGAUUAUCGAAAAAAGGUAGCGCACGAAAAUCGAAAACGAAAAAAAGCGACGACAGCAAAAGCGAGAAAAAAAUCGAAAAAUCCCCUUCUAAACGGAAAUCCAAGAAACCAAGUUCCAGCGCUGGGAAAGAGUAG